UACUCACAACACACAGGCGCGAAUCGAAAGUGAUGUGAGGCUGCUUGGUGCUUGCCAUCAACCGUCAGUGGGAUUUACGGCUAGAGAAAUGGAGCUGCCGCAGAAGAGAAAACGAAUAAGUCAUGCAUUAACCAACUCACAGCCUUCCAACCGCGACGCGACACCGUCCACCAGCACAAAUGUCCCAGCAGAAGCUGGAGGAGGGUUUGUGGAGGGCUCCAUUGUCCGCAUCUCCAUGCACAACUUCCUCACAUACGAUCACUCAGAAGUGUUUCCCGGUCCCAAACUCAACAUGAUUGUGGGAGCCAACGGCACGGGGAAGUCCAGCAUCGUGUGUGCCAUCUGCCUGGGCCUGGCCGGGAAAACAGCCGUGCUGGGCCGAGGGGACAAGGUUGGUCUGUAUGUGAAGCGAGGGUGUAAUAAAGGUUCAGUUGAAAUUGAAUUAUUCCGAGCGAGUGGAAACUUGAUAAUCACCAGAGAGAUCCAGGUGGAAAACAACCAGUCGUCCUGGAUGCUCAAUAAAAAGCACUCCAGUCAGAAGGCUGUGGAGGAGGCCGUGAAAGAGCUGCACAUUCAGGUCGGCAACUUGUGUCAGUUUCUGCCACAGGAGAAGGUCGGUGAGUUUGCUAAGAUGAGUAAGAUUGAGCUUCUAGAAGCCACUGAGAAGUCUGUCGGCCCACCAGAGAUGCAUGAGUUUCACUGCGAGCUCAAGACGUUUCGCAGCAAAGAGAGGGACCUGGAGAAUGUCUGUAAGGAGAAAGCCAACUUCCUAGAGAAGGCCAGGCAGAGGAAUGAGAGGAACAAGCUGGAUGUGGAACGUUACUACAUGAAGAAGAGACACUUGGACAGGAUCCAGAUGCUGGAGAAGAAGAAACCCUGGGUGGAGUAUGAAACGGCACGUAAAGAGAUGGAGGGGGUGAAGAAGGAGAGAGAGGAAAUGAAAAGGAAGCUGAAGUCGCUGAAAGAAGCUCAGGAGCCACUGGUCAGAAAGAUCCGGUCGGUGGAGAGUCAGCUGCAGCCCAUCGAGCAGCAGAUGAGGGAGAAGACCACCAGUAUCAGAGAGGUGUCACAGAAAUGCAAACAGAAACAUGAUCAGCUUGAACUGAGGAGUAAAGAGGUGGAUGACAUCAGACAGGACCUGAGUCUGAAGCAGACGGAGGAGGUCGACAGGCAGAAACGGAUCGGACACACACAGCUCAUGAUCCGAGACCUGCAGAAGGAGCUGCAGAACAUGAAUAGCAUGGAGGACGUCACGCCCCAGAUCGAGGCUGUGAACGCAGAGCUGAGGACCAUCCAGGAAGAAAAAGCCAAACUGGAGGGCGAGAGUUUGGACCUGCGCAGAGAUAAAGACGAAGCUUAUGGAGAAUUUAUACGUUUGCAGAAUCGUCUGAGGAGUCUGGAGGACCUGAUGAGGGUGAAAGAGGAUAAGCUGCGCAGCCGUUUUCGUGACACGUACACCGCCCUCAUGUGGCUGAGGAAUAACCGUGACCGUUUUAAAGGCAAUGUCCACGAGCCCAUGAUGCUGGUGAUAAAUGUCCAUGAUACUCGGCACGCAAAAUACAUUGAGAGUCACAUCCCUCUAAACGACUUAAGAGCCUUCGUCUUUCAGAGACAGCAGGACAUGGAGAAGUUCAUGGAAGAGGUGCGAGACACCCAGAAGCUCCGAGUCAACAGUGUCAUCGCUCCAGCAGAGUCCUGCUCUAACAAACCACCGUCACGAUCCCUCGAGACUCUAAAGCAUUAUGGCUUCUUCUCGUACUUGCGUGAGCUGUUUGAUGCUCCUGAGGAAGUCAUGAGUUACUUGUGCCAUCAGUACAAAGUCAACGAUGUACCUGUAGGAACAGAGAAGACCAAGACCAUGAUCGAGAAGGUGAUCAAAGAGGUUCAGUUGAGGAUGAUCUACACGGCGGAGGAGAAGUACACCGUGAAGAAGUCCUUGUACUCUAAUAACGUGGUCUCCAGUAACUCGGCACUGCGGCCCUCACAGUUCCUCACCACAGCCGUGGAUGCAGACGAGAGACGCCACCUGGAGGAGCAGAUGAGGGCAGCAGAGCGGCAGGUGCAGAGAGUUGAUGAACGGAUGGCAGCCAUUCGUGAGCAACAGGCUCGACUAGAGCGGCGUGAUAAUGAGCUGCGUGCUCAGAAGAAGAAACUGUCUGAGCUGAAAGGCAAGAAGAGACAACUGGAGCAGAAAAUCAGUACAAAACAGGACAGUUUGAGGCAGAUGGAGCAAAGUGAGUUCAACUUGCAGGCAAUUGAACAGGAAACGAAUGCCAAGAUCGCUGCUGUGAACAACAAGAAAGUGGCCAUAAUGGAGGAGUAUUUGAGUCACAUGCAGAUGAAGGCCAGGUUGAGUAUGGAGAAGGUGUACUUGGCUCUCCAGAGCGCAGGUCUCUCCGCUGAGAAAACCAAACUGGAGACGGACUGCAGGGACAGUUCCUCUGAACUCAAGCGAGCAGAGGUGGCAUAUACCAAGCUGGACCAGGUAAAGAACAAUCUGCUGAACACAUGCAAGACCCUGAUGAGGAGGGCCAGCGAGAUCUGUAACAUGAUCCCUGGAGAGACGGCGGUCCCAGAGGAACUACAUGAAGCCUUCAGCCAGUUGCCUGAUACACUGGAUGAGAUUGAUGCCAUGUUGAAUGAAGAGAAGACCAGAGCGGAGUGCUUCACCGGCCUCAGUGAUGCUGUGGUGGAGGAAUAUAACCGUCGCGAGCAGGAGAUUCAGAAAAUGGAGAAGGAGCUGGACGAGAAGACCAACGCUCUGACCACUUACCGACGCAACAUCGCUGAGGCGAAGGAGCGCUGGCUGAAUCCCCUGAAGCUGCUGGUGGAUCAGAUCAACGAGCGCUUCAGUGAUUUCUUCCGCUCGAUGCAGUGCGCUGGAGAGGUGGACCUGCACUCGGAGAACGAGGAGGAGUAUGACAAGUACGGCAUCCGCAUCCAGGUGAAGUUUCGCAGUAAUGCGCAGAUGCACGAGCUCACGCCUCACCAUCAGAGCGGAGGAGAGCGCAGUGUGUCCACCAUGCUGUACCUCAUGGCCCUGCAGGAGCUCAACCGAUGCCCCUUCAGAGUGGUGGACGAGAUCAACCAGGGAAUGGACCCUGUCAACGAGAGGCGGGUGUUUGACAUUGUCGUGAGAAGCGCUUGCGGUGUGAACACAUCUCAGUAUUUCUUCAUCACUCCUAAGCUGUUGCAGAACCUGCAGUACGCGGAGCAGAUGACCAUCCUCUGUGUUCACAACGGACCCCACAUGCUGCAGCCAAACAAGUGGAGAGAGAAAGCCUUCAUCAGACGUGCCAGACGCAGACACGUUUCCUGAAGCUCCCCAAUGUUGAGUUUAACUUCCUGUUCGGUUACAUGUUCAUAUGCUGUCGAGUUCUUAAAUAUGUGUGUCAAUGUUCUGAGUCCUGAUGACAGGAUUUUCUGUUCAAAUGCUCUUUCCUUAAACCAGCAAUGUCUAGUUUAUUCUUACUAAUCACUGCUAUUAUUAUUAUUAUAGCUCGGUUUUAGUCAUUUGAAUUUGACAAAAAGUCAAGGCUGGUCAUUAGGGAUGGGCAACGAUUAAUCGCAUCCAAAAUAGAAGUUUGUGUUUACGUAAUAUAAGUGUGUGUGGUGUGUAUAAUUAUUUUGUAUAUAUAAAUACACACACAUGCAUGUAUAUAUUUAAGAAAUAUUUGCAUGUAUAUACAUUAUAUAUAUUUAUACAUAAUUAAUAUUAUGUAUAAAUAUUUGAUAUAUUAAGAACACAUUUUUCUUAAAUAUAUACAUGCAUGUGUUAGUAUUUAUAUAUACAAAAUAAUUAUACGCACCACACACACAUAUAUUACAUAAACACAAACUUUUAUUUUGGAUGCGAUUAAUUGCGAUUAAUGGUUGCCCAUCCCUACUGGUCAUAAUUAUUGAGCUGGAACUUUCACAGAUACCAAACAUGAAGCGUCCCUGCAGAUUUUAAUGGUGAGGGAGUGAUAAGAUCUAGUUUAUGUUUUACAAUAGAAAUGUUACAUUUUGGCUUUGUGAAUUUACAGUCAUUUACCUGUUUUAUGUAAUUCAUAAUUGCACAAUAGUGUAUAUAUUAAAGCAUUUGUUUCAUUUUCGGCAUAUGAAUCAUAUUGAAUGUUCUAUUAAAAAAUGUUAGCAUUUGCAAACGGUUCGAAUCGAUUAAAAAUCUUAUUCUUGUACUGUU
Molecule: messenger RNA, 4183 nt
Organism: Pimephales promelas (fathead minnow)
Lineage: Eukaryota; Metazoa; Chordata; Actinopteri; Cypriniformes; Leuciscidae
Gene: smc5
Product: structural maintenance of chromosomes 5
Biological process (GO): double-strand break repair via homologous recombination
Cellular component (GO): nucleus; Smc5-Smc6 complex
Molecular function (GO): ATP hydrolysis activity; single-stranded DNA binding
Source: RefSeq, a predicted model, not a curated record